GACGACGACAUGAUUUCGAGCGCGACGACGACGACGACGCGAUGCGCGACGCUGACCAAGGCAUCGCAUCGCGCGACGCCGGGGACGCGCUCGCGACGCGGCGCGGCGGCGACGACGCGAACGAAGGCGCAAAAGUUUGCGCGUUUAUCCACAUCGAGCGGGGACGACGACGAUCGCUCGCUCGCGCCGGUCGCGGCGGCGCCGGCGCCGCGUGAGGACGAGGUGCUGCCGGAUAACCUCUUCGACGCCGUCGGGCAAGCGGCGAAGGCGACGCGAGACGCCAUGCAGCGUGGGGUCGCGGGAAGCAUCGUCGAGCUGCUCAUCCCAGAGCUCUGGGACCCGAUGAGCGGAAACGUGAUGAGCGAAUCGGGUGAUCAACUGAAAGUGUGGGAGAUCUCUCGAGAGUUUUUGUCGAAAUUGAGCGCGAGUGGUGCGACUGGGGUGAAGGCGGUGUUCCCGGACGCGGGCGCGGCGGCGAUGUUGCGAGCGCGGUGGGGAGACGACGUCGCGUUUGAGGUGGCGAGCGUGGACGAUAGGAAUUUGGUGACGGAUGAUUUCGAGGGCGUUUUGGUGUUCGCGGCGCCGGAUCCGAUGUCUUUAGAGAAGGUACAAAAGGCCACGGGUCGAGCGAACGAGUUGGGGUAUCCGGUGGUGCUGUUGAAUCCGAGAUUGGCGAGCGGCGACGCCGGGGUUGGAUUGAACGUUCGGCGCAUGAGAGACAACUUUUUAGGAAAGAUGACGGUCACGUACUCUUUGAGACCUCUGCCGUGGUGCAAUGGGAGUCUGUACAAGUCGUAUCCGAGCGCGUGGAAACUUUUCUUGGAAGACCCAGAGGAGCCGGGACGGUUCAAGCUCAUUGAUGAGUACGCGCAGCGACCGGCGGGCGAGGAACUUGACGAUAUCGUCGACGCAGCGCUUCGACCCGUGGGCGAGGAUGGCGAGGCGACGGAAAAGACUGCGGCUGAAAAGGUUUUGGGGAUGAUGCGUGAGAUGCAGCGAUUUGCGAAGUCGUUAUCGAACUAAAUAGGCUCUUUUAAAUACGUUUACUAGUUUUCUGGCCACUAAA
Messenger RNA from Ostreococcus lucimarinus CCE9901, 1066 nucleotides. RefSeq lists its product with no specific name. The coding region runs from base 10 to 1023 and encodes 337 amino acids. The transcript has a single exon. NCBI's taxonomy places the organism in Eukaryota, Viridiplantae, Chlorophyta, Mamiellophyceae, Mamiellales, Bathycoccaceae. The record is from RefSeq and is a predicted model, not a curated record.